ACACACACAUGCCUCCUGCUUUCACUCACUCGCAUUACACACAAACUCUAUCUCUCCCUCUCUCUUUCUGUCACUCUCUCUCUGUCUCUUGCUCUCUUUGUGUCUUUUUCACUCUUUCGCUGCCAUGCUGGCGUACAUUUUGUGUGUGUGUGUGUUGUCGUUUGAUAAUUUGUGGGCAACAAUCAAUAACACAUUCGAAUUACUUGCAGAGCAACAGCAACAGGAACAGGAACAACAACAACAACAGCAGCAGCAACACGCGCCAAGGAAGCUGCCACAUUGUAUGGAAGAACUGCAACGGCCACAGCAGCAGCAGCAGCAGCGCGUAGUCCAACGCAAACACAAACGCUGAAGACAAUAAAACCCACACAGAUUCCAAGCUACCAUCAGCAGCACCAGCAGCACCAGCAACAGCAACAGUUGCCGGUUACGCAGUAUUUCAUACAAUCAGCCACACAACUACCUCAACAAACAGCAACGGCAACGGCAACGACAGCAACGGCAGCAACGUCGGCGGCAAACACAUUGAACUACUUUAGCAGCGGUGGCAGCGGCAGCAGCAGCAGCGGCGCCAGUCCGCUGUCGCCGCCGUCAAGCGCUGCUGUCCCUGUUCCGGCUGCUGGCGGGCACAAUGACAUUGGCAAGCUCUAUCGCAAGUCGCCUUUUAUGCAGCGCAAGCUGAGCAAUGGCUCUCACUACAAGUACCACGACGAGAGUCCCAAGAAGGAGUCUGUUUUCAGCAGCAUAGGUCAAUCGAUUUUACGCAAUUUAACCUCAUCGCCGUUCAGCCAGAAGAAACAUCAGCCCAUUGUUACAGCGACAACACCAACGGCAGCCACACCAACAGCAGCAACAGCAACAGCAACAGCAACAACAACACCAACAACACUGCCGCAUCACAAUAGGAAAGUGAAAACGCCCACGGAACUGUUGGCCACGCCCAAAUGGCGGCUGCCCUACGACACCUGUGAUAGUAGAAUUGAUAAUGUUAACCUGGCGCUCAGUUCGCCCACGCUGCAGCGCAAGCAUCUGAUAAUGGAGCCAGCGACAGCGACAGCAACAGCAACAGGCACAACAACGUUGCCAACAACAUUGCAGCUCAGCAAUCAGCAACAACAACAGCAGCAACAGCAACAGCAGCAGCGAUUGCAGCCGGGCAAUCAGAGUCCCAUAGUGUUGCAGCGCUUCUACCAUCAACAGAAUCAGCUGCGUGAAAAAGAGGCAGCCGAGCGGCAACAGCAACAGCAACAACAACAGCAACAGCAACAGCAACAGCAACAGCAGCAGCAAUUCCAACAGCUCCCACAGCAUUAUCAGAUGCAACCUCAAUCCCAACAGCUUCCACAGUCCCAUCAGUCGCCGCAGCUUUAUCACUUUCUGCAGUCGCCGCCGGCGCCGGCGCCGCCGCUGACGCCAACGAUGCUGCGUGCUGCGCCGGCUGCAACAGCUACGACCAGCACGAAUCCGUUUCACAGCAACUAUGUGGCGCCACCGUCGUCGCACUCCACCUCUAGUCAGUCCUCGACGCAGUCGACGUGCUCCCAAAUAGCCAGCGCAGCGCCCGCCUCUCCCUGUGCCACAGCCGCCGGACACUUUGGUGUGGGCACUGCGGCCCAGUUGCAAUAUCAGCCAUUGCCGCUGACGCCCACUACAGCACCAGCGGCUCCAACAGCAGCAGCAACUGGCGACAGCAGCAGCCUGCCCCCCAGCAGAUCGCCCGAGCAGCUGCAGCCGGACUAUGGCACGGCGCAGGUAGCUGGCAGCAAGCUGAGCAAAUUGUAUGCACGUCGCCAGCUGCUGGGCCAGCAGACGAGCAGCAAUCUGGAAGCCAGAGAGCAUCAGCAGCAGCAGCAGCAGCAGCAGCCGCAUCUCUACAGCACGCAAGCGGAUGCCGGCUGGUUCAAUACACUCGCCGGCGCCAUGAAGCGACAAUUUGCGACCUAUGUUAAAACCCAAUUGAAUUCCACAGCGACGGCCCAGACGCUGGCCAAUGGCAAUGAACAGCAGUCGGCGCUGGCGCCACAGUCGCAGCCACCAGCACCGCCAGCCUAUCGCAGCCUAAGCAACAAUGGCACCACCAACACCACCACCACCAGCAGCAGCAGCAGCAGCAGCCACAACCACAACCACAAUGCGACAGCCAAAACGUAUUAUUAUCGCACGCUGUCGGCGGCGAGCAGCAGCAGCAGCAGCCACAACCACAACCACAAUGCGACAGCCAAAACGUAUUAUUAUCGCACGCUGUCGGCGGCGAGCAGCAGCAGCAGCAGCCACAACCACAACCACAAUGCGACAGCCAAAACGUAUUAUUAUCGCACGCUGUCGGCGGCGAGCAGCAGCAGCAGCAGCCACAACCACAACCACAAUGCGACAGCCAAAACGUAUUAUUAUCGCACGCUGUCGGCGGCGAGCAGCAGCAGCAGCAGCCACAACCACAACCACAAUGCGACAGCCAAAACGUAUUAUUAUCGCACGCUGUCGGCGGCGAGCAGCAGCAGCAGCAGCCACAGCCAGACCCACAGCCACAACACCAGCCAGAGCACCUCGCCCACCACGGAGCCACUGACGGGCAGUGCUGCGGUGGCGCAUGGCUUGGGUGGAGGCGGCGCUGCGACGGCGACGAGUGGCUUCUUGCGGCGCUAUGCCAGCAGCGGCAUUGUUGCCGGCAACCACAGCAGCGGCAGCAGCAGCACACCGCCCAGCCCGCACUUGCUGGCGGGACUGGAUAGGCGGCAUCGCAGUCCGGAUCCGCCGCCGCGCUACAAUCGCGGCCAGUCGCCGCUGCUGCUGCGCAAAAAUCUGCUCGAGCUAAGCGGCCAGCCAGCGGGCUCACCGCUGCUGCAGCGACGAUAUGUUUCGGCAUCGCCGCCUUUGCCGCCGCCGCGUCGCGGAUCGGAGAGUGUGCCCGGCUCGCCGCAGCAUUUUCGCACGCGCAUCCAUUAUACGCCCGAGCCGCAGCGACGCAUCUAUCGCACCAUAGAUCAAUGAGUAGCGCUGCAAAUAAUGGUCAUGUGAUGUUGGUAUGGCUUCGACGAUGUGGCUGACGAGGAGGCGGCAGCAGCAGCAACAGCAGCAACGGAUGCUAGAGCAGCGGCAACGUCUAGACGCUCGCUGGACUUUUAAGCAGCUACCAAGAA
Messenger RNA from Drosophila arizonae, 3137 nucleotides. It is a transcript of the gene hep, whose product is annotated as hemipterous. Gene Ontology annotation, molecular function: protein kinase activity; ATP binding. Gene Ontology annotation, biological process: protein phosphorylation. NCBI's taxonomy places the organism in Eukaryota, Metazoa, Arthropoda, Insecta, Diptera, Drosophilidae. The record is from RefSeq and is a predicted model, not a curated record.